AUGUACAUCAUGGCCCUCUUGGGGAACUUCACCAUCCUCUUCAUUGUGAAGACGGAAUCAAGCCUUCAUGUGCCCAUGUACUAUUUCCUUUGCGUGCUGGCCAUCACCGACCUGAUCCUGUCUACCUCCAUUGUGCCCAAAAUGCUGAGCAUCUUCUGGUUCAAUUCCAGGGAGAUCAAUUUCAAUGGCUGCCUCACCCAGAUGUUUUUCUUUCACUGUUUCUUAGCAAUAGACUCUGGGAUCUUCGUAGCCAUGGCUGUGGAUCGCUACGUGGCCAUCUGCCACCCCCUGCGACAUUCCACCAUCUUGACAAACCCAGUGGUGAGCAACAUCUGCCUGGCCGUGGUGCUUCGUGCUGGCUUCAUCGUACUGCCCUGUGUCCUCUUAGCAAGGCAGUGGUCAUAUUGUAGAUCAAACAUGGUCCCCCUGCCUUACUGUGUGCACAUGGCCGUGGUGGGGCUGGCCUGUGUGUUUUACAUCCCAAGUUUCUUCUUCUCCCUCACGGCCCGAUUUGACAAGAAGAAGCCUCACCCCUUCCAAGUUCUCAUUAACAAUGUGUACUCCUUGAUGCCUCCCAUGCUAAACCCUUUCAUUUACGGGGUGAUGACCAAACAGAUCCGGGACAGGCUACUGAAGCUGUUUAUUCAUAAGGGCACAUGA
Pelodiscus sinensis (Chinese soft-shelled turtle) is the source of this 660-nucleotide messenger RNA. The record is from RefSeq and is a predicted model, not a curated record. Lineage: Eukaryota; Metazoa; Chordata; Testudines; Trionychidae.